Messenger RNA from Tripterygium wilfordii, 971 nucleotides. RefSeq names its product ethylene-responsive transcription factor ERF022-like. Gene Ontology annotation, biological process: regulation of DNA-templated transcription. Gene Ontology annotation, molecular function: DNA binding; DNA-binding transcription factor activity. The record is from RefSeq and is a predicted model, not a curated record. Bases 42 to 632 code for a protein of 196 amino acids. The transcript has a single exon. Lineage: Eukaryota; Viridiplantae; Streptophyta; Magnoliopsida; Celastrales; Celastraceae.
AUCAUACUCUCUACCCACCUUUAAAUUAAAAACCUUCAUUAAUGGACCAACAUUCAACACUCCCCACUACUAUCAAUUCUUCUGCUCCAGCUGCAUCAUCAUCGACUACUUCAACGGCGUCGUAUAGGGGUGUAAGGAAGCGAAAAUGGGGUAAGUGGGUGUCCGAAAUCCGUGAACCAGGGAAAAAGACCAGAAUAUGGCUGGGGAGCUACGAGACCCAGGAAAUGGCGGCUGCGGCUUAUGAUGUGGCGGCGCUGCACUUGAGAGGCAGGAGUGCGCGCCUCAACUUCCCGGAGCUGGCAGAGAGCCUCCCUAGGCCGGCCAGUUCAAGAGCUGAGGAUGUUCAAGCGGCGGCGCAGGAGGCAGCAUUGAGGUUUAGGAGGCCUGUGGUGAGUAGUAGUAGUGAGGAACCGUUGGUUAACGGUGGAGGUGGUGGAGGGUUGCGUCCGGUUAGGGUAGGGCUGUCGCCGAGCCAGAUAAAGGCCAUAAAUGAGUCUCCAUUGGACUCGCCGACCAUGUGGACGGACUUGGCUGGGGCUCUUUUGCUUGGUGAGCCGCCGGGGAUGGUGGUGUGGGCUGAUGAUGAUUUUGAGGAUACUGAAUUGCAUCUAGAAUCAAUUUGGGAUUAUUAGACAUCAAGAAGAUUACUCCAUAAUUAUAACCCUAAUUCCUUAUUAAUUUGUUAAUUAAAAAUAUAUAUUACUAGGUAAUAUUGGUUAAGGGAGAUUAAUUUGCGAAAGAUUGUGAUUUUUGUGACACAAUUUUUUGGUGAAUGAAGCACUAUUUUUUUUUUCUUCUUUUUUUUGGGUUGAAAGAAGGAGAAAGUGAGAUUCGAAUAUAAUAAUGUGGAAGAAAGAAAAUAUGUAUCUAGCUAUGCAUGUACUUUACAGGGUCCAUUGUUUUGCAAAUUGGAUCUCAAGAGAUUCGAUUGGAGGAGAGUUAUUUAAUGUAAGGUGGUAGUCAUUUCUUUA